Messenger RNA from Anopheles marshallii, 603 nucleotides. RefSeq lists its product as uncharacterized. NCBI's taxonomy places the organism in Eukaryota, Metazoa, Arthropoda, Insecta, Diptera, Culicidae. The transcript has 4 exons. The record is from RefSeq and is a predicted model, not a curated record. Bases 1 to 603 code for a protein of 200 amino acids.
AUGACGAAUUCAAAGUUGUUGAAAUGCAUGUUCGGUGUUAUUUGUUUGGUUUUAAGCGUGGUACGGAUGGUCGCCGCUGUUCCGGUGCUGAAAUCGGGCCCCGGAAUAGAAAUCAUGCCAGCCGCAUAUUCCCCAGAUGGGAAUCUUAACUUCGUCGUUGUAGACGAGAACAAAGGUGUGCUUAAACUUUCAGACGUGAAUACCAACAGCCCCCCGCCGGUACAACCUCAGGAACAACAGCAGCAACCUCAGAUCCGGUAUCAACAGCCGGUGGCUCAACAACCCCAGAUCCAGUAUCAACCAGCAGCACCGCAACAAACGCAGUAUCAGCCCUACUAUCAGACAGUGUACCAACAGCAACCGGAAUAUGUACAGCCCGCACAAUAUCCGGCACCACCACCCGGUUACUCGUCUCAACCCGCUGGUCCCUAUUAUUCCAGUGUCCGUCCAGUGGGUGAAAGAGAUGGAUUCUUAGGCGGUUUUUCGGGACCGAACAGUUCGCGAUAUUCUCCCCUUGGUGCGCUCGGUUCUAUCGGUUCCUCACUGCAGUCAAGCGUAUCUACCGGAGCGUCAUUGCUUGGUGCAGCCCUAUUAAUUGGAUGA